Mus pahari (shrew mouse) is the source of this 1267-nucleotide messenger RNA. RefSeq names its product mesoderm posterior bHLH transcription factor 2 (gene Mesp2). The transcript has 2 exons. The coding region runs from base 23 to 1120 and encodes 365 amino acids. Gene Ontology annotation, cellular component: nucleus. NCBI's taxonomy places the organism in Eukaryota, Metazoa, Chordata, Mammalia, Rodentia, Muridae. Gene Ontology annotation, molecular function: DNA-binding transcription factor activity, RNA polymerase II-specific; protein dimerization activity; RNA polymerase II cis-regulatory region sequence-specific DNA binding. The record is from RefSeq and is a predicted model, not a curated record. Gene Ontology annotation, biological process: regulation of transcription by RNA polymerase II; somite rostral/caudal axis specification; mesoderm formation.
GCUUCCCAGAGUCACACCAGCCAUGGCCCAGUCGCCUCCUCCUCAGAGCCUCCAGGGCCUCGACCACUGGGUCUUCUCCCAGGGCUGGGGCUGGGCUCAGCAAUCGGACUCCACGUCUCCGGCCUCGUCCUCAGAUUCGUCCGGUUCCUGCCCUUGCUACGCCACCCGCCAGCCCUCGCAGUCCGCGGGCCCGGCCCGCAGCGCGCGCACUACCCAGGCGGCCCCGACGGCGCCCCGACGAGCGCGCCCGGCGCCCGCAGGAGGACAGCGGCAGAGCGCCAGCGAGCGCGAGAAGCUGCGCAUGCGCACACUCGCCCGCGCGCUGCAAGAACUGCGCCGGUUCCUGCCGCCGUCGGUGGCACCUGCAGGCCAGAGCCUGACCAAGAUCGAGACGCUGCGCCUGGCCAUCCGCUACAUCGGCCACCUGUCGGCCCUGCUGGGUCUCAGCGAGGACAGUCUGCGGCGCAGGCGCCGACGGAGUGCGGACGCCGCGUUCUCUCACCGAUGCCCUCAGUGCCCCGACGGUGGCAGCCCCUCACAGGCUCAGAUGCUUGGUCCUGGCCUGGGAUCAGCCAUGAGUAGUGGGGUGUCCUGGGGGUGUCCGCCUACUUGUCCUGGACCUCUAAUCUCACCUGAAAACCUUGGGAGCAGGAUCUCCAACGUGGAUCCCUGGGUGACACCUCCUUAUUGUCCCCAAAUACAGUCACCCUUACACCAGUCCCUAGACAAAGCCGCUGACACCUCUCACUGGGCACCACCCCAAGCAUGUCCUGGCAUGCAGAUAUCCCCAGAGCCUAGGAACAAGACUGAACACUGGACCCAAUCCACUGAACCUGCAGAGCUGACUAAAGUGUACCAGAGUCUUUCUGUGUCUCCAGUGUCCCUGGGAAGCCCACCUCUCCUGCCCCGCCCAUCAUGCCAGAGACUACAACCUCAGCCCCAGUGGGGCUGCUGGGGCCACAAUGCAGAGGUGCUGUCCACCUCUGAGGAUCAGGGUUCCAGCCCUGCCCUCCAGCUUCCUGUGGCCAGCCCCAACCCCAGCUCAGGCCUGCAGCUCAGUGGCUGUCCUGAACUUUGGCAGGAAGAUCUGGAAGGGCCCCCACUGAAUAUUUUCUACUAAUAUGGCCUUACCUGCACCCUGCGGUGUGGAUUUGGGCUGCCUUAGAAGUGCCUUUAUCUGCUUCUUCUGUGACAUUUUGAGGUCUGCUUAGCUAUGGCUCCCCUUCCCCAGAUAAUCCCUUUCAUGGAAACGGUGUCUGGGAUAGAU